Rhopalosiphum maidis (corn leaf aphid) is the source of this 3774-nucleotide messenger RNA. RefSeq names its product transducin-like enhancer protein 4 (gene gro). The record is from RefSeq and is a predicted model, not a curated record. The transcript has 20 exons. Lineage: Eukaryota; Metazoa; Arthropoda; Insecta; Hemiptera; Aphididae. Gene Ontology annotation, molecular function: transcription corepressor activity; protein binding. Gene Ontology annotation, biological process: negative regulation of canonical Wnt signaling pathway; regulation of DNA-templated transcription. Bases 598 to 2886 code for a protein of 762 amino acids. Gene Ontology annotation, cellular component: nucleus; transcription regulator complex.
CUCUUCAGUGCUCCGUUGGUCUUCGUACAGUGUUUACGCGCUCCGUGCCACGUAUUUGUAUUGCACGCGCCGCACUUACGGCCGUUCUCGCGCAAAGUUUUCGGUGUAUUAAUAAUAAUUUUUUUUUUUUUCGGUUGUUGUUCCGAUUCGUUUUUAAAAAUAUCUCAAACGUGUGCGUCUCCGGCGGAAUAACAGUCAGUCACGUGUGUCCGACGAAUAUCGUCAGGUGUGUCUGAUCGUAAUCGUCGAUUGUUAAUAUUUUAUUUUUAUUUUUUUUUUUGUCGUCGGUGUGCGCGCCAUAUCGAAUCGUUUUAGCGCGUACGGUUUACCUGUGUAUUCGUAUCGCGUUCAGUGCGAUAAUAUAACCGCGGAUAUCGAGAUUCUCAAAAGACCGAUUAUUCCGAUCGCCGUCGUGCGUCUGUGCUUGUGCGUGUUUGGCGUCUCUCUUUUACGAUUUUUACGGCCGUCUUUGUUUGUUCUGUUCGACGACGCGUGUGUGCGCGCACAGUGUGUGUAUACGAUUUCGUCCGUCCGUCCGUCCGCCGUCGAUUAAACCGAGUGACAUUUGAUUUUGCGGCCAUGAGCUGCUAACACGUCAUGUACGCCGCAGCCACGAUGAACGCAGCAGCUGUAGCGGCCGCUGCCCGGCACCCGGGCCCACCACAGCCGGGGCAGCCGUUCAAGUUUACUAUUGGCGAAUCAUGCGACCGAAUCAAGGAAGAAUUCAAUUUUCUUCAAGCCCAGUACCACACUACCAAAAUGGAAGUCGAAAAAAUCGUCCAAGAAAAAACCGAAAUGCAAAGGCAUUACGUGAUGUACUACGAGAUGUCCUACGGUCUCAACGUGGAAAUGCACAAGCAGACGGAAAUUGCGAAGCGUUUGAACGCCAUCAUCGCACAGAUAAUGCCUUUUCUCUCGCAAGAGCACCAACAGCAAGUAGCCACCGCUGUAGAAAGAGCGAAACAAGUGACUAUGACCGAACUCAACGCUAUCAUAGGGCAACAACGUCCAGAUCUGCCCAGGUUAUUGCAACAAAUGCACGCGCAGCAGCUGCCGCAUGCGGGCCACGCGCCGCCCAUACCAAUGAUGCCUCAUCCCGGACUUCCGGGACCACCAGUAACCGCGUCCGCUAGCCUACUAGGCCUUGCCGGUGCUGCCGGUUCUGCGUCUCAUCCACUGUCCAUGCUAGGUGCUAAACCGACUGAUAUGCACAGAGGUGCCGAUCCUGAUAAGCCUUCGUCUGCCAUCGGACUGAGUUCAGCUGAAGAAAGACACAGGAGUUCUAUAUCACCUGCGGAAAGAGAGAAAUUUCGCGUCAGGAGCUCACCGGAUAUUGAACCACACAAAAAAGUAAAAAAGGAAGAAAAAGAUUGUCACGCGAGCGAUGGUGAAAAAAGCGAUCAAGACUUAGUAGUUGAUGAUGCCAGUGAGGACCCCGUCUCACCGCUUAAUGGUACAGCCUCGCCAAGAGAAAAUGGAAUUGACAAGUUACAACCCAAAAAGGAACACAUCGGACCACACAGCCCGCGUAGCGGUACUUCGUCCAAUGCAAGCACUCCAUCCACCAAGAAGAUGGAAGACAAACCCAGCACACCGAUAUCCAAGUCAAUCACACCGACGAGCGGCGGCAGCGGUUGUAGUGGAGCCGCCGGUUCCUCAAUGAAGCCCAUGGGGGUCAAAGGACCUUCGCUAGCGCAAUACCCGCAUUACCUGGCUGGUGGUGCAAAUCCGCACGAUCUUCAAGCGGCUGCGGCUGCUGCAGGCGCUUACGGCGCCCUCCACAACAACUUGCCGCCAUCGGCUGCGUUAAACAGUUACCCCAGGCCGGCAUUGGUCGGUUAUGAUCCUCACGCACAAAUGAGAGCACCCCUCGGACCUGGGCUGGGAAUUCCUGGCGGAAAACCAGCAUAUUCGUUUCACGUGAGCGCCGAAGGUCAAAUGCAACCGGUGCCCUUUCCGCCUGAUGCACUGAUGGGUCCCGGUAUCCCGAGACACGCCCGUCAGAUCAACACUCUCGGGCACGGCGAAGUCGUGUGUGCCGUGACCAUCAGCAAUCCCACCAAGUACGUUUAUACCGGCGGCAAAGGCUGCGUAAAGGUGUGGGACAUCAGUCAACCCGGGUCCAAGUCGCCCGUAUCUCAACUAGACUGUUUGCAACGUGAUAACUAUAUAAGAUCUGUAAAACUGUUGCCGGACGGCCGGACGCUCAUCGUAGGCGGAGAAGCCAGUAAUUUGAGCAUAUGGGAUCUAGCCUCACCUACGCCGAGAAUAAAAGCCGAGCUCACGUCCAGCGCGCCGGCGUGUUACGCACUGGCCAUCAGUCCGGACUCCAAGGUGUGCUUCAGCUGUUGCUCGGACGGCAACAUAGCCGUGUGGGACUUGCACAAUCAGACAUUGGUAAGACAGUUCCAAGGGCACACGGACGGAGCGUCGUGCAUAGACAUCUCUUCGGACGGUUCGAAACUGUGGACCGGCGGUCUGGACAACACUGUCCGCUCUUGGGACCUGAGAGAAGGUCGACAGCUACAGCAACAUGAUUUCUCGUCACAGAUAUUCUCGCUGGGUUAUUGUCCGACCGGUGAAUGGUUGGCAGUCGGUAUGGAGAACUCCAACGUCGAAGUAUUGCACGCUCUCAAACCGGACAAAUAUCAACUGCAUCUACACGAGUCUUGCGUGCUGUCGUUGCGCUUUGCGACGUGCGGUAAAUGGUUUGUGUCGACGGGCAAAGACAAUUUACUAAAUGCGUGGCGCACACCUUACGGCGCUUCCAUAUUCCAGUCUAAAGAAUCUUCUUCGGUGUUGAGCUGCGACAUUUCGGCCGACGACAAAUAUAUCGUAACUGGUUCCGGAGAUAAGAAAGCGACUGUGUACGAAGUUAUUUACUAGUAAAUAAUGCAAAAUGAGAAUUUCAUCGUUUCGGUGUUCAUUAGGUGUAGUAGAAAAACUCCGGGUGUUUAUCUAGCGUUUAUUGAACAUUUUUUUGUGAUAAUUAUUUCCAAUCUAAUAUUAUGACUAUUGUGACUUAGUCUGUAAACAUUAAUUUACAAGUAGCAUAUUAUAUAUAUAUAUAUAUAUACAAAACAAAACAGAAUCUGUUGAUUAAAAUUUUUUACCGUCAAAAUGUAUGUAAUUAUAAACAUUAUUAAUUAAUAUUUGAGAUCAAUUGUUUGAUAUAUAUAAAAUUUGUCUUAAAACUGAUACUCGUGGUAUUUUAUGCUUUAAUCAAAGUUUCAUUGUUUUUUUCAUAAAUUAAUACUUUGAUAUUUAAAAUGAUCACUGUGAAUACGAGCAUUGUUGACAGUUUUUGACUUAAACUAUUUUGUGAAUAAUAUAAAAUAAUAAAAUACUAUUAUUAUGAUGUCCCCAUGUAAGUUCCCACAUUAAAGAUCUUUCGAAUGCAUAAAUAUUUUUUAUCAUUAUUAUUAUUAUUAUUAUUAUUAUUAUUAUUAUUAUUACAUUUUAAGUAUUGUAUUUACUUUAUUAUUUUCUUAAGUGUUAACUUUGUUCUUUUCUAUUUUGUACAAAAUAGUAGUUAGAAAAAUUACCUUAUAAGUUUUUGUUAAUUUUUUUUUUCAUUAGGAUCUAAUAGGUAAAUCAAUAUGAUGUGGUAUCUCUAGACAUCUUUUGUACCUAAAUAAAUAGAGAACCCUUUGAAAAAAAAAUUAAAAUUUUAUUGUUAUUUAAUAAUUAUUUAUGUUUAUUUAAAUUAAUACAUUUCCCCCGAUAUUUUAUAAUAUUGUGCUAUGUAGAACCAAGUAUUUUGUUUAAUAAUUU